AUAAAUGCUCUCCACGUUACCUCGAGACGAAGAAGUCACCUCUCCCGGGACACCAAGCACCCGCGAGAACAUGCGUCCGUCUUGAUCGUGUCCUGUUAUACGGUGACCAGUGUUCGGUUUGAAAACCGGCAAACUAGAUCGCGAUACGAAACAUGCGAAUCUUGUGGAUUGCCACAAUAGUGGCAGUGCUCUCCACAUAUGCGACAGCAUCUAGUGAGAAGAGCAAAAGGGCGAUAGCGACAAGCGGAGGCUACAACUAUGAACCGCCAAAUGUUAUAUUCACGCUACCGCCGCGAACACCGCCGCCGCCAACACCACCACCGAUUACUCCAAGACCGGUGACACCAACGUACCCAACGCAAGGUCCACCAACCAGGCCCCCUGGGCCACCAACUAGGCCACCUGGGCCACCACAGCCGACUGGUUAUACUUAUCCAGCGCCAGUACAGCCUACAUUACCACCAUAUAAGCCACCAUCGCCGCAACCACCAGCGCCUCCAACAUACAGGCCGCCAUCGCCUCAACCCCCGGCGCCACCAACUUACAGACCACCAUCUCCACAACCACCAGCGCCGCCAACCUACAGACCUCCUCCUCAACCACAUACUCCAACCUAUAGACCUCCUCAACCGCCUGCACCACCAACGUAUAGGCCUCCUUCUCCUCAACCGCCUGCGCCACCAACGUAUAGGCCUCCUUCUCCUCAACCACCUGCGCCACCAACGUAUAGACCUCCCUCUCCUCAACCACCUGCGCCGCCAACAUACAGACCUCCCCCACCUCAGCCUCCAUCACCACCAGGUUAUAAUUAUCCAGUGCCUCCAAAACCAUUCCCACCUGUAACUAGACCGCCUCAACCACAACCACCAAGAACACCACCACCGUAUACACCUCCUUCUCCUCCUCAACCCCCGCCAACACCAAGACCUCCACAACCUCGUCCUCCAACGCCACCACCAUACGUACCACCGUCUCCACCACAACCACCAAGACCUCCAACCCCACCACCGUAUGUACCACCUUCUCCACCACAGCCACCAAGACCGCCAACCCCACCACCUUAUGUGCCACCUCCACCACAGCCACCAAGACCUCCAACUCCACCACCGUAUGUGCCACCCUCUCCACCUCCACGAACUAAUCCUCCACAAACACCGAGACCUUACCCCCCGCCAUCGACGGGUUAUAGUUAUCCUGUACCCCCACAACCGACUAGGCCACCUCCACCACCACCACCACGUCCUCCAACACCGUCACCAUACGGGCCUCCUCAACCACCACAAACACCACGACCUCCACCACCACGUCCUCCGACACCGCCACCGUACAUACCACCUUCUCCACCACAACCGCCAAGACCACCAACCCCACCACCUUAUGUGCCACCUCCACCACAGCCACCAAGACCUCCAACCCCACCACCAUAUGUGCCACCUUCUCCACCGCAACCUCCAAGACCUACUCCUCCUCCACAAACACCGAGACCUUACCCCCCGCCAUCGACGGGUUAUAGUUAUCCUGUACCCCCACAACCGACUAGGCCACCUCCACCACCACCACCACGUCCUCCAACACCGUCACCAUACGGGCCGCCUCAACCACCACAAACACCAAGACCUCCACAACCACGUCCUCCGACACCGCCACCGUAUGUACCACCCUCUCCACCACAACCUCCAAGACCUCCAACUCCACCACCAUAUGUGCCACCUUCGCCACCACAACCUCCAAGACCUACUCCUCCUCCGCAAACGCCCAGACCUUAUCCCCCGCCAUCACCGGGAUACAGUUAUCCAGUACCUCCACAGCCAACUAGACCGCCACCACCACCACCGCGACCACCAACACCUCCACCAUACGGGCCUCCACAGCCACCGCAAACACCCCGACCUCCAAUACCAUAUGGACCUCCUCAACCACCACAAACACCCAGACCUCCCACCCCACCACCGUAUGGACCACCUCCUCAGCCACCACAACCUCCACGACCACCCUCACCACCACAAACUCCUCGUCCUCCUUCACCGCCACGACCGCCUACUCCUACAGCGUAUCUACCUCCUUCUCCUCCAAGACCUACUCCGGGACCGUAUCAACCCCCACCAGUACCAUCGUAUACACCUCCAGGUCCUACCAGACCACCAUAUGGACCUCCACCUCAACCACCUCAAACUCCACGACCACCUUCUCCGCCAAGACCACCUCAACCACCGCAGACUCCAAGACCUCCUCCAUCGCCAACACAACCUCCUUAUGGACCACCAAGUAGACCAUACUUACCACCCUCUCCACCCCAACCACCGCAAACUCCGCGACCACCUUCUCCACCAAGACCACCUCAACCACCGCAGACUCCGAGACCUCCAGCACCGCCAACACCUUAUGGACCGCCAAGUAGACCAUACUUACCGCCGUCUCCUCCACCACCACCUCCAACGCCGCGGCCAUAUGUUCCACCAUCUCCUCCACAACCACCUCCAACGCCACGGCCAUAUGUUCCACCAUCACCACCGCCUCAACCACCAUCUCCACCAGGACCGUAUAUACCUCCAAGUCCUCCUACUAGGCCACCGUACGUUCCUCCUCCACCGCCCCCACAGCCAACUCGACCACCUCAACCACCGCAACCUCCUCGACCAUACAUCCCACCAAAACCAACUCCUCCCCGACCUCCAGUCACACCGCCAAGGCCAACACAGCCUAACACUUAUCUACCACCCGAUCGGUCAACACCAAGACCUACACCACCACCAUUUUCUACACCAAGACCUACUCCUGGAUAUCCUACACCACCACCAUUUUCUACACCAAGACCUACUCCUGGAUAUCCUACACCACCACCAUUCUCUACACCGAGGCCUACUCCUGGAUAUCACACUCCACCAUCAGUCUCCACUCCGAGACCUACUCCUGGAUAUCCUACACCACCACCAUUCUCUACACCGAGGCCUACUCCUGGAUAUCACACUCCACCAUCAGUCUCCACUCCGAGACCUACUCCUGGAUAUCCUACACCACCACCAUUCUCUACACCGAGGCCUACUCCUGGAUAUCACACUCCACCAUCAGUCUCCACUCCGAGACCUACUCCUGGAUAUCCUACACCACCACCAUUCUCUACACCGAGGCCUACUCCUGGAUAUCACACUCCACCAUCAGUCUCCACUCCGAGACCUACUCCUGGAUAUCCUACACCACCACCAUUCUCUACACCGAGGCCUACUCCUGGAUAUCACACUCCACCAUCAGUCUCCACUCCGAGACCUACUCCUGGAUAUCCUACACCACCACCAUUCUCUACACCGAGACCUACUCCUGGAUAUCCCUCACCACCUCCUAAACCUCCAGUAACGCAGCCCAACACUUAUUUGCCACCAGAUCGUUCAAAGCCUACCCUCCCUACGUCUCCUACGUAUUCCACCCCCGGAUAUCCGACAAGACCUCAUGUAAGCACCCCUUCCGUUUCUACGCAGACUCCGUAUCAUCCAACAGGCACCGUACCAGGUACUCGACCUCCACCGUACCUACCUCCUUCUACACCCUCUUCGCCGCGUGUUACGGUGACACCACCUCCACCACCUACGCCUAUUUACACCAUUGUACCAACGUCGACUAUUUACACCCCGCCACCAACCGGUCGGCCAGCUCCUCCACCCACUUUGCCGCCGACCACGAACAGGCCUACUGGCUACUUCUACCCGGUGCCAGAGAACCCAUUUGAACUACCGCCUUUCCUUCGAUGAAAAGGAGAACGAGUGAUCUUUUCUAGAUGAACUGACAGUCGCAAACUGACUUCUCUUCUCCUUUUUUGUAAUUUUUAUAUAUAUAGUUUAAGAGCUAUUUAUGUAGUGCUAUUAAAGACGACGGUUCUGCUAAAUCUUUUGACGAAGGAAUUGGCGUAAUGUAGGAGAUAACGUAACUGGAUUCUUGUCAGUUACUUAUGCGUGUAUAUGCAAAGAUCGUUGUAAUAAAUAAAAAAAA
Molecule: messenger RNA, 3981 nt
Organism: Megachile rotundata (alfalfa leafcutting bee)
Lineage: Eukaryota; Metazoa; Arthropoda; Insecta; Hymenoptera; Megachilidae
Source: RefSeq, a predicted model, not a curated record